Menidia menidia (Atlantic silverside) is the source of this 873-nucleotide messenger RNA. The record is from the annotation of a GenBank genome assembly. Lineage: Eukaryota; Metazoa; Chordata; Actinopteri; Atheriniformes; Atherinopsidae.
AUGGCGAAUGGAUCCGAAGAACUGCUGGUUGCACGCGGAAUUGGACAGGCGAUUCAACUUUUUUUUCAGAGCGAUGAUUCUGAUAUAUGGGACGACACCGCACUAAUAAAGGCUUAUGACAAGGCAGUCGCCUCUUUCAAGACUGCCCUGAAAGGUGACGAAGAGCCAGAAGUAUCCAAGAAAAAACAACCAGGAAAAAAGCGCAAGAACAACAAGAAGAAUCAGAGCCGAAAAAGAAACAACGCUCCGCCAGACAAAGAGUGGCAGGUUGGAGACCCGUGCAGCGCUUACUGGUCAGAGGAUGGCCUACUCUAUGCAGCCACAAUUUCCUCCAUUGACCAGAAAAGGGGAACUUGUAUAGUUGUUUUUACAGGAUAUGGCAAUGAAGAGGAGCAGAACCUGGAAGACUUGCUAUCAGAGGUUUCUGAGGCCGGUGAGGAAACAAAUGCCAAGGUAAAUGUGGUAGAGUCGUCAACAGAGGAGAGUGACCGGUCAUCCACACCAAACAAACCAAAACACCAGUCACACAGUAAAGCCCAGACGUCCAAGCCUCAUAAAGAACCUCCUCCAAUGUGGGCUCCUGGCUUCCCUGGGUUCCCCCCAGGUCCACCUCCCAUGCAUACCUUUAGAAAGGGUGACAACAGACCUCCGAGUGGAUGCCCACCUAUACCUCCCUCCUGGCCUCCAAUGAUGCCUUUUGGUCCACCUAUGAUCCCUCCACCUCCUCCGCUGAGUCUCGACAUGGUGGAUGACGAGGCUUUGGGUAGUGUGCUCAUCUCCUGGUACAUGAGUGGAUAUCACACAGGGUACUACCUGGGGUUGAAACAAGGACGCAAAGAGGCUGCCAAGUGGAACGAACUGCACCACAAGUGA